Messenger RNA from Rhizophagus irregularis DAOM 181602=DAOM 197198, 1662 nucleotides. RefSeq lists its product as uncharacterized. Gene Ontology annotation, biological process: amino acid transmembrane export from vacuole. Lineage: Eukaryota; Fungi; Glomeromycota; Glomeromycetes; Glomerales; Glomeraceae. The record is from RefSeq and is a predicted model, not a curated record.
AUGCCGACCAGAAAUGUGUAUAAGAGACAGGAUAUACCAACACCAUCAUUAUUUUCACCAAAUUCAUCAAAUCUUGAUGUUAGUUCAAUAAGUAUCGCAGAUGAAUCAACAUUAGGAAAUGAUAUUAUAUUAAGUUUACAAGAUGGUAAAGAUAAUAGUAGUGAUAAUGGUGAAAUAGUGGAGGAAGAAGAACUUCCAGUCACACCUAAAGAAUUAAAAGGAUGGUAUAUUUACAAUGCAGCGACUGAAGUAUAUAGCGUUGUUGCUAUAUCGGCAUUUAUUCCAAUAAUAUUAGAAAAUCGAGCAAGCGAAGCAGGGUUUCAAUUAGAUCAUGUAACCCCUUGUAAUACUUCUAUAAAAGGAUAUCAAUGUGUAACAAAAUAUGGGGCAGGAUUUGUUGAUACAGCAAGUUUUUCUUUAUAUACCAUAUCUAUAUCAGUAUUUAUUCAAUGUUUGGUAUACAUUGGACUUGGAUCCCUUGCUGAUCAUGGAGAAAAUCGAAAAAAAUUUCUAUUAUUCUUUUCAUAUCUUGGAGCAAUUUCAACCAUCGCUUUCUUAUUAGUAAUUAAUCCAAGUUUAUACUGGUUAGCAGGAUUAUUAACAAUAUUAUCUAAUGUAUGCUUUGGAGCUGGAUAUGUAUUUUACUUGGCAUAUAUUCCAACAUUCACACGUGUUCAUCCACUUGUCAUUGAAGCUAAAGAAUCAGGUAAAACAGUACAAGAAAUAUCAAAGAUAGAGGAUACAGUAUCAAAUAAAUUUUCAUCACAUUCGAUUGCAAUUGGAUAUGCAUCAGGAGUAGUAGUAUUAGUAAUAGCUGCAGUAAUAUCAUAUUUCAUGAAACAAUCCACUUAUGGUCUUCAAGUAGGGACAGCAAUAGCAGGAAUUUGGUGGUUGAUAUUAUUAAUAUUUCCAACAUUUUGGUUACAAAAAAGAAAAAAUCCUCCAUUACCAAAAGGAGAAAAUUUUUUAUUUUAUUCAUUUAAAAGGGUGGGAAAGACACUUGGUUCAGCGAAAAAGUUGACACAAUCAUUUAAAUUUUUAAUUUCAUGGUUUUUAUUAUCAGAUGGGUUUAGUACUGUUGUUUCAGUUGCAAUAAUAUUUGGAAAGAAAAAUCUUGAAGUAGAUAAUACACAAUUAACGAUUGCAGCAAUCAUAAUACCAGUUUGCGCAUUUAUUGGUGUUUACAUCUUUUUAUUUUUACAACAAAAAUUUGGAUUAUCAACAAAAACAAUGAUAUUAAUUACAGGUGGAUUACAUUCUUUAAUUCCAAUAUAUGGAUUACUUGGAUUUGUUACGCCAAUCGGAUUUAAGUUUACAAUAGAAAUUUAUAUUUUUGCAGUAUAUUUUGGGUUCAUGUUGGGAGCUAUACAAAGUUAUUGUCGUGUUCUAUUUGGAAGCAUGGUGCCCAAAGGACAUGAAAAUGAAUUUUUUGGUUUAUAUGAAAUAACUGAUAAAGGAUCAAGUUGGAUUGGACCUUUAGUAACAGGAUUAAUUGGAGAUUUGACUCAUGAUUUAAGAUAUGGUUUUUGGUUUUUACUUGUUAUGAUGAUAAUACCAUUAAUAGUGAUUUUUACUGUUAAUGUUGAAAAAGGUAAAGAAGAAGCAGAACGUUUUUUUGAAGAGGAACAAUUAAAAAAAUUGAAGGAAAAAUUUCAACAAUAA